AUGGGUUCUAUCGCCGAUACACUCAGUGCAAGCUGCGGCUACACAGGCUCGGAGAAAAAUGGACUUGGACAAAGCAGGGUUACAUGGCAAAAGAGUCCUCCACAUCUCAAAGAUCUCGGUACACUGCAAAGAACUCUAGGUCCAAUAACAACCGCAGACCUGUUUAAAGCAGAUUGCUAUGGUCAAAAGUCAAAAUCAGGGAUCGAUGUCCGCAAGUUCCUCAGUCGCGAAGGACGUAUCAGACAACCAUCGUCUUUAAAGGCCAGUGUGGGAGAGUUGGGUGAAGAUAUGAUCAGUCUUGGCACGGGACGCCCAUCGCCAGACACGUAUCCAUUUGAGCGAAUGGAGUUUGCAUAUUCUUUGCCCAACGCCAGUGCCUGGGCUGCUCCUCCGUCCGUCAAGAGCAAUAGCUCCGAGGGGCAGCAAGGGUCAGCCGUGGUACGCAAGCAAGAUCCGUCGGCUUCGAUGGAUUUGUCGAUCGCAUUGUCCUACGGCUAUUCUCUUGGGUCCGAGCAACUCAUUCAAUAUCUGACCACCCACGUUUCUCACGUUCAUGGUCCACCAUAUUCGGAUUGGGAGAUCUGUCUCACUGGAGGCAACACGCCUGCCAUGGAGACUGCCUUUCGGAACUUCGCAGACCCCGGUGAUUUCAUCCUGGUGGAAGAAUACACAUAUUCUGGAAUGAUAGAGGCGGCGACAGCUCUAGGUCUCAAUAUGGUCCCUGUGGAAAUGGACGAAGACGGAUUAACUCCUCGAUCCCUGGACAACAUACUGUCAACGUGGAAUGAAUUGCAGCCCGGAAAGCCGACACCAAGGCUGCUAUACACGAUACCGACUGGACACAAUCCCACCGGCAUAACUCAGCCUCGUCAUCGACGGCAAGAGAUAUUGGAUGUUGCUGAGAAACACGAUAUCAUGAUCCUUGAAGAUGACCCUUACUAUUACCUACUUUUCCCACACAGCUGGAGUGACUCAGAGACACCAGCCCUCCCGUCUUACCUUUCGCUCUCUCAAACCGGACGCGUGAUGAGACUCGACAGUACGUCCAAAAUCCUCGCGCCGGGGCUGAGGUUGGGCUGGCUCACAGCGCCAAAGGCGAUUGUCGAGACCUUUCAAGCCGCGCAUGACUUAGGGUUCAUCCAUCCAAGCGGUCUCAGCCAGCUGGCUGUGUAUAAGCUAGUAUCGGAGACCUGGGGACACGCUGGAUUCCUCCACUGGCUGAAGGCUUUGGCAGGCAAUUACCAGGAAAAAGCCGCGGUAAUCCUCAAUUCCAUGAAAAUAGAGCUUGGAAGAGGUGUGCUGGCGGAUGUAUGCUCUUGGAGUGACAUCCGUGCAGGCAUGUUCAUCUGGCUCAAGGUUGACUGUCGCAGGCUGGUAGAUAUGUCCCGGACACCAAUGGAUGCAGAAGCAAGGCACAAAGCACUGUUGAGCAUCGAGGACAGGAUCUACAUGGAGGGGCUGAAAGAAGGGGUGCUAGCCUGCAAAGGAAGCCACUUUCGAGCGCCCGCAUUGACCUGCAAUGGUGUUUCUAGGAGUAAUGGGCAAUUGGUGGAUGGGCCUGGAAGAUCUCUGGCUGAGGAUGAGAAUGCUGUUUUCUUCCGUUUGACCUUUGCAUCUGCAGGAGAGGCAAGUCUCGUCACAGCAGUUGGACGUCUUGGGUUAGCGCUCCGCAAGAUAUUCACCCCGGUAUCUGGGGAAGCUGCACCAGAAACACCGUCUCACUGA
Fonsecaea erecta is the source of this 1725-nucleotide messenger RNA. RefSeq lists its product as hypothetical. Gene Ontology annotation, molecular function: L-2-aminoadipate:2-oxoglutarate transaminase activity; aromatic-amino-acid:2-oxoglutarate transaminase activity; pyridoxal phosphate binding. The record is from RefSeq and is a predicted model, not a curated record. The transcript has a single exon. The coding region runs from base 1 to 1725 and encodes 574 amino acids. Gene Ontology annotation, biological process: aromatic amino acid catabolic process; L-tyrosine biosynthetic process. Lineage: Eukaryota; Fungi; Ascomycota; Eurotiomycetes; Chaetothyriales; Herpotrichiellaceae.